Molecule: messenger RNA, 633 nt
Organism: Uncinocarpus reesii 1704
Lineage: Eukaryota; Fungi; Ascomycota; Eurotiomycetes; Onygenales; Onygenaceae
Exons: 3
Coding region: 1-633 (210 amino acids)
Molecular function (GO): hydrolase activity
Source: RefSeq, a predicted model, not a curated record
AUGAUCCUUCUUAGUAUUAUUGCUGCCCUAGCGCUAAACAGCGUGGUCAGUUCUGGCAGCCCACUCCCCAAGGUCGCAGACGACUGUGCUCCGAUUCACAUUUUAAGCGCUCGCGGAAGUAAUCAGCCACAGGGCGAGGGACCGACCUUAUCUCCCUUGGUUGACGCUAUUGUUGGUGCCCACCCGGAAGCGUCAAGAGAUUCGAUUGUCUGGCCAGCACUCAUCCUUCCGUACGAUGUAAACUCGCACAACGGGACCUUGGCUGCCACAGCAGCGCUCACCGCGUACGUGAAGAAAUGCCCAGACUCGAAGAUCGUGAUUCUCGGCUAUUCGCAGGGUGCCCAUAUCAUCGGAGACAGCUUGUGCGGAGGAGGAGUCACUGCGAUCGUGUGGUUCGGUGACCCACGCCAUAUUGGAGGUGAAUCGUACAAUAGGGGGACAUCUCGCAGAGAUGGACUUUUUGGACGUCUGCCCUCGCAGUCCUGUGAUUAUUAUGCGGACCGCCUAGAAUCCUACUGCGACACAGGUGAUUUUGCCUGCGACCGUGGCCUUGACCUUCCUGUCCAUGGGGAAUAUAUUCCGAAAUAUACCAAACAGGCCUUGAAGUUUGUGAACGAGAAACUGGGGCAGUAG